This is a messenger RNA of Dicentrarchus labrax (European seabass), 1482 nucleotides long. RefSeq lists its product as uncharacterized. Gene Ontology annotation, biological process: response to bacterium. The transcript is spliced from 5 exons. The coding region runs from base 7 to 1053 and encodes 348 amino acids. The record is from RefSeq and is a predicted model, not a curated record. Lineage: Eukaryota; Metazoa; Chordata; Actinopteri; Moronidae.
UUGAACAUGAUGACAUCUCCAGUGUUUGCGCUCUGUCUCACAUGUUUGCUCUUGGGCAAAAUGGCUCAGACGACUGCUCUGAAAUCUGUCUAUCAAGAGAUAAGUUUUAUAUCAGUUAAAACUGGAGACAACUUGACUUUGCAGUGUUUCUCUAAAGAAAAUGUUCCUGCAAGGAUUUACUGGUAUAAACAACCUCUGGGACAGAAACCAAUGCUCAUCGCCAGUUACUACAAGUUUGAUAAAAAUAACACUUUCUAUGGUGAAUUCAAGGACGAUCCACGCUUCACACUGGAUACGGAAAAUGGUAAAAAUCACUUGGAAAUCACAGAUUUGCAAAUUUCAGACUCAGCUACUUAUAACUGCAUAAGUUGCUUUUUAUACACAUUAGACAUUUCAGAGAGCAUUAUUGUCAGUGUAAAGGGUUCAGGUUUGAAGAUCCCAGCUUCGGUCCAUCAGUCAGCAUCUGAGAGCAUCCAGCCAGGAGGCUCUGUGACUCUGAACUGUACAGUACACACUGGGACCUGUGAUGGAGAACACAGUGUUUACUGGUUCAAAACCUCUGAAGAAUCUCAUCCAGGACUCAUUUACACCCAUGGAGGCAGUAAUGAUCAGUGUGAGAGGGAACCCGACACAAAAGCACACACCUGUGUCUACAACUUGCCAAUGCAGAGCCUGGAUCUUUCUCAUGUUGGGACCUACUACUGUGCUGUUGUCUCAUGUGGACACAUACUGUUUGGAGACGGGACCAAGUUGGACUUUGAAGAAAAGGUGGACUCUUCUGUCUUGGUGUAUUUCUUGAGUGGAGCUUUGGCAUUCACCACCAUCCUGGUUGUUUUACUGACUGUCUCAAUGUACAAGAUGAACAAGAGAAGCAGCUGCCAAUCUAAAGAUUCUCAAGCAAGAUUACCAUCUUCCUUCACAGCAAAUGCAGAGGAUCACCAAGAUACAAACAACCUCCAUUAUGCUGCUUUAAGUGUCAACCUGCCCAACCGAUCAAGAAGACAGAGGAACAGCACCAAUAAUGAAUGUGUGUACUCCAGUGUGAAGCAGUAGAAUAGUGGAUUGUAUGAGUAAGGAGUCAGUUUCUUAGAAUCUCUUGGGAGGUGUGAUGUAGAUUUAGACGUAGCUCUAGAGGUAAACGAUAAAAUCUUACCACAAGGAAGCUACCAACACACGUUUACCAGCUUCCUUGUGGUAAGAUUUUAUAACGUGCAUAUUCUGUUUGUCUUGGUGAGUCUUGGUGAUUUCUACUGUUACUUUGUUCUCUCACAAAACAUUUUUUAAAUCUUAACAUAAUAUUUUUGUAAACAUACAUUUGUAAGGAUUUUCUUGUUUUGUUUGUACAAGCUCUCUUGGGCCUCUUGUGAGGACCUCAACACAAAUAAGAGGUAUUAUUUGUCUUGGUUUUUAAACUAUGUAUGUGUAUUAUUCAUUUCCAUAUACAUUAAUGAUCAAAUAAAUCUAUUUUUGGAUCAUUUUGAC